Molecule: messenger RNA, 1252 nt
Organism: Thecamonas trahens ATCC 50062
Lineage: Eukaryota; Apusomonadida; Apusomonadidae
Product: vacuolar iron transporter
Exons: 1
Coding region: 48-1097 (349 amino acids)
Biological process (GO): intracellular manganese ion homeostasis
Cellular component (GO): membrane
Molecular function (GO): iron ion transmembrane transporter activity; manganese ion transmembrane transporter activity
Source: RefSeq, a predicted model, not a curated record
GUUGCUCGUAACCGAGGCACCUGUCUCUCACACUCAUCUCUACCGUGAUGCACUCAGUGUCUUCGUACUACUCAUCGUACUACUACUCGGACGACGAGGGAGCCAAGUCGCCUUCGCCACGGGCCGGGCGGCGGAGUCGCGAUGCGGCGAAACCAUCCCGGGAGGAGGGACGGGUGAACAAGGCGAGCAAGACGAGCAAGACCACCACGGGAGGGAGCAAGACGGCAAUGGCCGGUACAGGUGGUGCGGAUGGGAAUGCGGGUAUCUCUACGGCGGAAAAGUACCGCAAGGCACGGGCAGCGCAUGCAAGUGGCGACGUGGAGGCCAUGCGGGCGGCGCACGCAGCGCAUGUUGAGAAUCACGCCGAGGCCGGAUCGUACGUCAAGGCGCUGGUCUUUGGUGGGCUGGAUGGCAUCGUGACCACGUUUGCUGUUGUGGCAGGCGUGGCUGGCGCCAACCUCUCGACCGGCAUUGUCCUCGUUCUUGGCCUCGCCAACCUCAUCGCCGAUGGCCUCUCGAUGGGCGUCGGUGAGUUUGUGUCGGGCAAGGCCGAGCUGGAGUUCAUGCGGUCGGAGCGCAAGCGCGAGGAGUGGGAGGUCGACCACGCCAUCGAGCAUGAAAAGCAGGAGAUGGUUGAACUGUACACAGCCAAAGGCAUGACCGAAGACGACGCCGUCACUGUGGUCGACAUCAUCUCCAAGGAUCCCAAGCUCUUUGUCGACAUCAUGAUGGUCGAGGAGCUCGGCCUCAACCCAGACGACGAGAACGAGUCGCCGGCCAAGCAAGGCCUUGUCAUGUUCUUCUCGUUCCUCAUCUUUGGUGCCGUCCCGCUCGUCGCAUACAUUGUCUCGCGCCUUGCCGGCGUCGGCGGCAAGGGCGGCGUCGACGCCAACUUUGCUGUCUCGUGUGCCAUGACCGCCGUCACCCUCUUCAUCCUCGGUGCAUUCAAGCAGCACAUCUCCAUGCACGGCAAGAUUGGCUCCAUCAUCAAGGGCGGCCUCAUCAUGGUUCUCAACGGUGGUGUCUCGGCCUCGGCUGCGUUCUUCGUCGGUCUCUUCCUCCGCUUCCUCAUCGAGGAGGAUUCGGACGCCGCCUAACUCUAUUCUCAGUCCCAUCAGUCGUGGCUUGGAUUUCUUAGUCUCAUGCUACCAUUAUCAAUGUCAUACACCCAAGCUUCAAUCCAAUUUCUCGCAUGUCUGGCGAUCUGUUGGCGAAGCUGUCCGGGGGGGGGGGGGGAGGGCGACGCUCGCAC